Molecule: messenger RNA, 519 nt
Organism: Lactuca saligna
Lineage: Eukaryota; Viridiplantae; Streptophyta; Magnoliopsida; Asterales; Asteraceae
Source: the annotation of a GenBank genome assembly
AUGAGUUGUCAUGAAGGUGCGAUAAAUGUGACCUUUGUAAGCCAUAAAUUGAGACUCAUAUUAUUUGGACCUACUAAUGAUGCUCCAAUUAGUGGUGAAAUGUUUGCAAUCAAUACUAUUGAUGAUUAUGUUUAUGAGCAUACCGCAAAUAUGCUCUAUGGCACCACCCACAAUUUGGAGAAAAUUAUAUCAUGUAACAGGUCAAAAGCAUCAGAUGAUUGCAUGAGUCAACACAAGAAAAGAAGACUAGGGAAUACGAAGCAUGAUUAUACACACUCUCAAAAAUCAAAAAUGAAAGUGUUACAUGAUAUCAAGCAUCAAUUAAAGAAGUUUACUAGAUGGAAAGAUGCAUGGCUCUUCAAAACAAGGUUUAAGCAUCAUCGUGGAAGGAUUAAACACAAAAUAGUUGAUUUACACAAGGACAAAAAAGGCAUGCCAAAUGAUCCGGUUCCUCAAAGUAAGGUGAGCGACCUCAUUGUUGGCUUUCAAGGAAGUCAACUAACAUAUGAUCCUCCAUAG